GACAACACAGUGAAUACACCUUGUGCUCACCUUGUACUUGUGUAUCGAGUAGACCGCAUACUCAUUCACAACCAAUGCCGCAACUGCAACAUCUCCGCCAGCACACACCAGCACACUAAAGCCAUCAUCCACAAAGGCGCAUCAGAGAACAACACACACACACACACACACACAGGCAGGGCUCGGGUCUAUGCCUGACGCCGCCGCACCGCCAUUCUCACAGUCGGCAUCUGCAGCCCCUCCACCCUCAGCCAACUCCCCUCCCAUCAUCCCGCAACCUCAAGAGCAAGCGCCAGAAGCACUCAACGAGCAAGUUCUUUGUAUCUGCGGAUCCGACAUUGACGAUAAUGCAACCAUUCAAUGCGAUAAAUGCGGCAGAUGGCAGCAUAUGCCCUGUGUUGGCAUUGACCCACUCACAGAUGACCUCGAAAACCUCACUUAUUACUGCCAUGUGUGUGAUCCAAGACCACUCGACGUUGCUGCUGCACAACGGUAUAUUGAGCGCUUCAUACAGGAAGAACGACAGCCCAUCACUAAGACCAGACGCGCAGGAGGUGGUGGGCGUGGUAAGGGACGUUCUUCACGCGGUGCUGCACAUGGCGCACACCCCUCAACAGCCUCAUCAACAAUGCACCAAGAACGCACACAAUCACCGCGACAACCGCUCUUUGAGCGUGGCUUGACAUUGACUCAUGCGCGCGACUACAACCUCAUGGAAGAAUGUAUCGUGAGUGACGAAGCAGGUCUCUACAUUACGAGUAAGUUGGACACAUUCGCCAUUUGUCCAGCAGAUGCCGUUCCGGAUAACUUGUCAACAACUGUCAAAUCAAUCGGUGGUGCACAUGUACGGUAUGGCUUGUUUGCAGAUCGUCCAGCACCCGCAGGUGCGUCAGUCGGACAUCUCACCGGUAUUGUGGAAUUACAAAGUCAGUACAUCGCAAAAGAAGAGAACCUCUACCAACAACUCAAGGGACCCCGACAACAUGUUGUCUUUGUGGAUCAGACCGUCUUGGCCAUUGAUGCACGGGUCUCGGGAAAUGUCUUUCGCUUUUGUCGCAAGUCGUGCAGGCCGAAUUGUAGUAUCGUGCCCUUGGCUGUUGCACCUCGUUCAAAAUCAGAUUUACGCGUAUUACGAUUCACUGUGGUGUUGAGUGAGGCUUUGUCCGUCGGUUCAGAGUUGACGGUUGGGUAUGGAUGGCCAAAUCCUGAGAUUGAGCGGAUACCAGGCUUGGAAGAGGAUGUUGCAGCGCAAACACGAUUUGCACAACAGGUACAGGAUGUAUUGGGGGAGUGUGCGUGUGGUCAAGGGGCGCGAGAGUGUCAAGUGGCGCGAUACUUACAAACCGGUAAUGGUGUUCCGAAACGAUCACCGUCGGCAGACUCAAGAGGUGUCUCACCGGCGGAUCGUGCGGCGUCUGUUGAAGCAGGUGGAUUGUUGGAUGCGCCAUUGUCGCGUGAAGAGCGAAAGAUACAAAUGGCUAUUGCACGGAUGGAGCAAUCAGAUGCCCAGGUACCGAAAGCGAAACGACGGCGGCGGAAUACAGGUGAUGAACUAUCACAAGCGACUCCUGCUGUGACUGCGGCUGCACCAGCUCACAGACCGACGCAUAGUCGUCGUCCAUCUGGCUUCAAGGAUGAAACACCCACGACACCCACGACAACAAUCUCCGUCACACCUGCAGUCAUCCAGGAGAUGCUCGAAGAAGGUGCGAAACCUAAACUGCUCCAAUCACCAAGCCCACCAACCCCCGUCAAGCCACGUGUCCGACCAGCAAAACUAGCGCGUCUUCCACGAUCAAAACGCGCAACGUUGAUUCGGUCACCGAGUCCAGAUGAAGCCAUGUUGACGAUGCCACGAAAACAACGAUGGUUGCAAAUGUACCUCCUCGAGCAAGAACGUGCAGCAGCAGCGAAACGUGCUGUUGAGCAGCAAGCGAAGGAAGCAGCAGCGCGCAUUGAGCGACAACAGCAACAACGAAGGCUAGCCGCUGCGGCUGCUGAGCGAGAACAAAAAGCAGCAGCGGCGAAGAAGGAAGAGGAAUUGAGGGUGAUGAAGGAACGUGAAGCGAAAGAGGCAUUGCAGCGUGCACGGGAACGUGAGAUUUGGGGUGACUUUGCAGGAACUCCGGGGAGUACUCCUGUACCGCCCAUUGCAACGGCAGCGAUACCUGCUGGUGUUGUACAAGCUACUAUAACGAACGGACCCUCGGACGUGGUUGCGGUGAAGCAUGAACCUACGCUGGCGCCUGUUCGACCAACUGCUAUCAAUACAACAAUGGGACCACCUCCGCUACCCAACGACAAACCUGCGUCUCCUGCAAUCCCAUCUGCGACCGCACCACCAGUAUCGCCUGUCUCUACAACGCCUACCGAGAAGCCCAAGCCGCCGACGCCACCCAAGAUUGUGAGAAAAUUGAGUGUCAGUGAGUACUUGAAGCAACGCAAAGAAAAAGAGGCUCAGGAAGCGUCAUCGUCACAACCAGCAGCUGGUUCUGCAGCCUUGAAAAAGGAGGAGGAAGAGGGUGAUCAGUCGGAUGGUGAAGUUGUUGAUACUGCACAAGAUGUUUCUUCUGCUGCAUUGCUUCGUCGGCCGUUGUCGCCACCGCAGGGACCAGCGCGAUUACCCAUCUCACCGCCACAAAGGGAUCAUGCCUAUGCGCCGUAUGGAAAUGGUCCACCUCCGCCACUUCGACAGGGUCAAUCUAGACCUCCUCCAACCAAUGGUGCCGGUUAUGGUGGAUACCCUCAUCCGCCUUCACCUGUUGGUCCACCAUUACGGGCGCCUUAUGGUGGGCAUCCACUUCCCCCACAGCAACAGCAUGGCGGUAGAGGACCACCGCCACCUUCUUCAGCUUCUUCAGCUGCCUAUGGGGCAAUUCCACCAACAGGUCCGCGUGGACAUGGCAGUAGCUCACGCUGAGCGAUGGGUCGUUGCUCUUUUUCAAAAAAACCAACCUUCGUGGAUUCGUCGGUCAUGCAUUUCCUGUUCCAUUACCCUUCUUUCUCUUCUCACGAACUUCGUAUGACGACGCACGCGCACUUGGCGUAGAUGUGUUCACAUUCUUUGUAUAUCUCCAAUCUCCUCUGUCUUU
Protomyces lactucae-debilis is the source of this 3092-nucleotide messenger RNA. RefSeq lists its product as uncharacterized. The record is from RefSeq and is a predicted model, not a curated record. The transcript is spliced from 2 exons. Lineage: Eukaryota; Fungi; Ascomycota; Taphrinomycetes; Taphrinales; Protomycetaceae. The coding region runs from base 191 to 2920 and encodes 909 amino acids. Gene Ontology annotation, molecular function: protein binding.